Molecule: messenger RNA, 363 nt
Organism: Rotaria sordida
Lineage: Eukaryota; Metazoa; Rotifera; Eurotatoria; Philodinida; Philodinidae
Source: the annotation of a GenBank genome assembly
AUGCAAAAGGUGUUUUUAACGUUACAAGAACGAUCACGUUAUAAAUUGAGUCGUUGUCGAUUAGUAGGUGGUGUUGGUAAGAAGACAUCGAUUUCAUUAAAAUAUGACUAUGAUUGUGUAAUUUAUGUUAAUGAAGUUGAUCCCCCAUUCGAAAAACUUCUUGACGAAUGGGAUGAUAUCUUAAAAUUAUAUUUGAAUCAUCUUGUUGGCGAAACAAAAAUCAUACAAUAUAGUAUUCAGUUUAAAAUUGGAGAACUUGAUUUUGAUAUCUUACCUGCACCAAAUUAUGCUGGUUUAACCAACGACAUUAUGGUGCAAGCUAUUGGGUUGGCAAGAAAGUUUUGCGUCUUUUUUUAUGGGUAA